AAAUAAAGGAUACUAUAACUGUAUGAGGUAAGUACGAAAGUUAACCACUUAAUUUUUUUAAUGUAUAGGUACAUUUUGAUGAUUAAAAAAAAGAAUUAUUUGAAUUAGGUUUCUAAAUGAGAAACAAAAAAUAGCAAAUAGGCUAAUGAAUUGUAAUAAGAAUAUGUUGGGAACAAGAAUAUUGGCUGAUGGCAUGAAACAUUUUCUAAAAUUGCGCUUAGACAGUUUAUAAUUUAGGAUAUUAAAGAUUUUGCUUUGAACUAAGAAAGUGCAAUUAUCUAUGGACCUGUGUUUGAAGUUGAUUAUUUAUUAUACAGUUAUACUUUGAUCAUUUUAGUAUGUUUUGACAAGACAUAUAGAUUUUCCGACAGCCGCAAUAAUAAGAUUAACCUGACAACAUGUGGCUAAAGAUGGACAAAGAGCUUGUUUGUAUUCUUGGGCUGAGUUUAAGUUUCUUCUUCUUGUUUGCUGCCGACUUCACAAUGGUCAACAUGCAGAAAACAGUUACAUCAAGCAUAGCCAGUGAAAAAGCGGACUUCAGAGUUGAUGGAUACGUGGUGAUAGGAAUCGCUUAUAGUGUUUUCGCUGUAACUCUGUGGUUUGGUCCUUAUGUAACUCAUGCAUUGGGUCCAAAAAUCACAAUGGUUAUUGCUGCUGUGUUGUACCUUACUUACAUCGUUGCUUACCUCUUUGAGAACUCAUGGAUUAUUUACGCAAGUGCCGUGUCAGUGGGUCUAGGAGCUGGAAUACUGUGGCCUGCAGAAGGACAAUAUAUGAUUGGGAACUCUUCCAGCAAAAACGCGGGAAGAAACGUUGGCAUUUUCUGGCUUAUCUACAGCAGUUCGAGCAUGAUGGGGAACACAUUUGUUUAUUUUACCUUCCAUGAUAAAAUACACAUUGAUCAAGUGACAAGAAGAACUGCCAUUUAUAUUUUAACAGUUAUCAAUAUCAUAGCUAUUGUUGCAUUCUGCCUGUUGCCAAAGCCGUUGUAUGAACUCAAAUCGAAUGACUACGGUCCUUUCAAGACAAUGAAGCAGAGUUGGAAAAUAUUGACGUCCUCCAGAAUGAUAUGGCUUGUAAUUACUUUCUGUUACACAGGUUUAGAACUGUCUUUUUGGAACGGAAUCUACAGUCCUAGUAUUGGCUUUACUUUGGCUUUUGGAAACUCUGCCAAAGAAUUGGUUGCACUUAGUGGAAUCUUUAUUAGCAUUGGUGCUGUAUUGGGUGGACUGUGUCAGACUCUGCUGUCAAAUAGGUUGGCGAGGUACACUUGGGCUCGGAGGAUGGUUGUGUUGUUUGGAGCUUUGGCUCAAGGAGUGACAUAUCUCAUAACCUUCCUCAACCUCCCAGACAUGGCUGUGUUUGGUGACACGGAAGACGUCAGCAUUAUUAACCCUCCAAGUGCUGCCCUUGCCUUACUGGGCAGUUUCCUCAUCAACUUCGGAGAUGCUUGUAUAUCGACCCAGAUUUACACUUUUAUCGGAGACCAUUACAGAGACAACAUAGCUGAGUCCGUAGCCCUGUUCGCUUUUUUUAGGAGUGUAUUGGUAGCAGCAAGUUUCUACUGGUGCAGUCAUGUUGGUCUACACACUCAAGUCGCGGUGACUGCCACAGUCGCUGUGUUCGGAGUUCUGGCGUUCUUUGUGGCAGACAGAGAUGCUUCACAGCCGCUUGUUCAAUUGGAAGUGAAAAAUGUGUCAAAUAUGACUAAUGUUGAUAGUUAACGUUUUUACAUUUUUAUUGUGUUUAUACUACCCUAUGUUUUAUACUGCCAGGAAACACUAACCAGCUAAAAACCUGUGGAUCAAACAUCCCUCAUAAAGUUUUCAUUUGUAUGAAAGAUUUAUCAAUAAAAAUAAACACAACUUGUUUUGCACUUGAUUGUGAGUAGACUACUGCAAACUUAAAUAAACCAUAAUUACAGAGGCAUAAUUUAAAGUUAUAAUCUUACAGUACUAAAAUU
This is a messenger RNA of Macrosteles quadrilineatus (aster leafhopper), 1963 nucleotides long. RefSeq names its product UNC93-like protein MFSD11. Bases 399 to 1724 code for a protein of 441 amino acids. The record is from RefSeq and is a predicted model, not a curated record. NCBI's taxonomy places the organism in Eukaryota, Metazoa, Arthropoda, Insecta, Hemiptera, Cicadellidae. The transcript is spliced from 8 exons.